AUGGCCUUCCGUCGUCCCGUGCUGUGCGUGGCCGCCCUGGUCGCCUGCGUUUGGUUCCUCACGCCCGAGGCGGAACCUGAGGUGUUUGUGACGCCUGUGGCCCUGCGGGGCUCAACCGCGCAGGGCAACUUUGUGGGGCUCGAGGCUCCGGCGCCGGAGUCGGUGCUGGUGCUCAAGGCGCUGCCAGAGCCCAGGCCCAACGACGCCAUGCUGCCGGUGGAGCUGAACCGCACCUCCCUCUAUUGGGGCCUUCUGCUGAUCUGCAUCCUCUCCGCAGCUUGGCGUCGUUUGUGUCGUGGACCUGGAGAAUCUCUAGGCCAAGGAGAAGUCCUGUUCUCGAGCUACUUCUUCAACUGA
Messenger RNA from Effrenium voratum, 357 nucleotides. Lineage: Eukaryota; Dinophyceae; Suessiales; Symbiodiniaceae. The record is from the annotation of a GenBank genome assembly.